Molecule: messenger RNA, 1235 nt
Organism: Ectocarpus siliculosus
Lineage: Eukaryota; Phaeophyceae; Ectocarpales; Ectocarpaceae
Source: the annotation of a GenBank genome assembly
CAAUACCGCUACCGCGCGCUCUUUGUUUGUCACGCCGACUCGAGCCUCGCACCCCCCCCCUCUGCCCACCUCAUCGCAACUACUAACAGAAAGCUUGAUCAGCGUCGGGAACUAUUAUAACAUUGCCGUGGGAAGGGGUACAAGUGCUUCCGCGUCAGUACCGACGGUUCUGCAGCAAUCUUAUGGUGGAGGAACGAGGAGCCGGGCCGAGAGCAACGAUUGACAGCCAAGGGUUGGGUAGCGCUGUUGGUCCGACGACCGGGGGGCAGCAGGGAUGCUACGAGCGUCUCCGAGGGGAUGGCGGACCUACCCGUCACGUUUGCUUGAUGGGGGUAUCGGAGCGCGACGAUGACGCCGUUGGAGAAGUGAGCCUUUCUUUCGGGAAGGUAUCGAGUAUCGAGCGGAACGCGAAGAACCGAGGCAUUCGGGUAGUGACGUACGAUGCAGUCGCAGAUGCGACGGCUGCCCAAGCGGGUCUGGCGGCGGGACUCGCUCCUCGAAUGGGCCGAACCGUGGCGGUUCAUUUUUGCUCCCUGGUCCCUCCGAAGCCGCGGGAAGGCUUGCGCUGUACUUCGGAAACCGCUGGCGUGGACGUUCCAGGCCUGACGUUAAUCAAAGGGUUUGUUACAGAGGAGGAAGAAGGUUCCUUGCUGAAGCACUUCGUGCAGGGUGACGACGUCCGGUGGACAGGCCCUCUCAAGCGUCGAGUUCAGCAUUUCGGGCGGGUCUUCGACUACCACACAAGGCAUGUGGACUUCGAUGCCCCCGCCCCGCCGCUGCCGGAGUGCCUGACGGACGUCGUGAGGGAGAUGGGGGAUCGAGGUCUCAAGCCGUCGGACCCGGAUCAGUUGACCCUGAACGAGUACAAGCCGGGGCAAGGGAUAUCUCCCCACGUGGACACCCACUCGGCGUUCGAAGACGGCUUGGCUUCGCUUUCUCUCGGCAGCGGCUGCGUGAUGGACAUGCGGCAUCCGGACGGUGUGCGCGUGAAAAACUUGUACCUCCCGCGAGGCUCGUUGCUUGUUAUGGAGGGUCCCGCGCGAUACGAAUGGUCCCACGGGAUCGCCAGCCGCAAAACUGACAUGGUUGACGGAGUGCUGACGAGGCGGGCGACGCGUAUUUCGUUCACGUUCAGGCGCGUGCGAGACCCGGCGGUGGCGUGCGGGUGCGACUUCGCUAAGAGCUGCGAUCGGGAGACGCCUGUGGCCACCGCCACCUUUCUCAAGAAAGGGUGA